AUGCAAGCCUUCGCCAGGCAAUCACGGCCUGCGGGCGCCCUCCUGCGGCAACUCGCUCAACGAAGCUACAGCUCGUCCACCUCGACCCCCUACGCCAACACCAUUAAAAACCUCCGCAUCAACAGCGACACCAAGGUUCUAUACCAGGGAUUUACCGGAAAGCAAGGAACUUUCCACGCUCAGCAGGCUAUCGACUAUGGCACGAACGUUGUCGGCGGUACGAACCCAAAGAAGGCUGGGCAAACGCAUCUCGGCCUCCCCGUCUUCGCCAACGUCAGCGACGCCGUGAAGGAGACGGGUGCGAACGCGACGGCCAUCUUUGUGCCCCCCCCACUCGCUGCUGCGGGUAUCGAGGAGGCCGUUGCCGCCGAAGUGCCCCUUGUCGUGUGCAUCACGGAGGGUAUCCCCCAACAUGACAUGGUGCGCAUCACCUCGAUCCUCAAAUCUCAGUCGAAGACCCGCCUUGUGGGCCCCAACUGCCCGGGUAUCAUCGCUCCCGGCCAAUGCAAAAUCGGCAUCAUGCCCGGUUUCAUCCACAAGCGCGGCCGCAUCGGUAUCGUCAGCAGAUCUGGUACCCUGACGUACGAGGCCGUUAACCAGACCACCACCGCCGGACUCGGCCAGUCCCUUGUUGUCGGCAUCGGCGGCGACCCCUUCAGCGGCACCAACUUCAUCGACUGCCUCAAGGUCUUCCUCGAGGACCAGGAGACCGACGGCAUUAUCAUGAUCGGUGAGAUCGGCGGUUCUGCCGAGGAGGAUGCUGCCGACUUCCUGCGUGAACACAACACUGUCAACGGCGGCAAGCCCGUCGUUUCCUUCAUCGCUGGUAUUUCAGCGCCACCCGGUCGCCGCAUGGGCCACGCCGGUGCCAUUGUCUCGGGUGGGAAGGGCGGUGCCGACUCCAAGAUCAAAGCCCUCGAGGCCGCUGGUGUCAUUGUCGAGCGCUCGCCCGCUGGCCUCGGCAAGGCUCUCCGGGACGAGUUCGUCCGCCGUGACCUCCUCUAA
Messenger RNA from Dichotomopilus funicola, 1005 nucleotides. RefSeq names its product succinyl-CoA synthetase-like protein. The transcript is spliced from 5 exons. Gene Ontology annotation, cellular component: succinate-CoA ligase complex (ADP-forming); mitochondrion. The record is from RefSeq and is a predicted model, not a curated record. Gene Ontology annotation, biological process: tricarboxylic acid cycle. Gene Ontology annotation, molecular function: succinate-CoA ligase (GDP-forming) activity; succinate-CoA ligase (ADP-forming) activity. Lineage: Eukaryota; Fungi; Ascomycota; Sordariomycetes; Sordariales; Chaetomiaceae. Bases 1 to 1005 code for a protein of 334 amino acids.